Molecule: messenger RNA, 1689 nt
Organism: Cryptomeria japonica (Japanese cedar)
Lineage: Eukaryota; Viridiplantae; Streptophyta; Pinopsida; Cupressales; Cupressaceae
Product: LRR receptor-like serine/threonine-protein kinase EFR
Exons: 1
Coding region: 1-1689 (562 amino acids)
Biological process (GO): hormone-mediated signaling pathway
Cellular component (GO): plasma membrane
Molecular function (GO): protein binding
Source: RefSeq, a predicted model, not a curated record
AUGGUAGAGUCUUCCAAUCAUUCUGAUGAAGAAGCUCUCAUGGAUUUCAAAGCUGCUAUCUCUCUCGUUUCAUAUAAUUCCUUAUUCCAUUGGAAUCCCAAUCACACCUUCUGUAAUUGGACUGGCAUUACAUGUUCUUCUUGUCGACAGCGUGUGGUUUCCUUGAAUCUCACUGGUAUGGGAUUACUUGGCCCCAUCUCUCCCUUUCUCGGAAAUCUUUCCUUCCUUAGAGUACUUGAUCUCCUACAUAAUAGCUUCCAGGGACAUAUUCCAUAUCAGCUAGGAAAGCUAUUUCGCUUGAGAAGGCUUCAGUUGUCUGCUAACUAUUUAAGUAGAAGCAUUCCACCUGAAUUUAGUCUCCUUUCAAAUUUAGAAGCCAUGGGAUUAGGAGGAAAUGAAUUGACAGGUAUUAUCCCACCUUUCUUAGGAAACAUGUCCUUUUUGACUAUCCUUGACUUGUCCGAAAAUGCACUCCAAGGUGGUAUUCCUGCCGAGUUGGGUAUGCUUAGUAAGCUAAAAUUGCUUGAUCUUGGCUUCAACAACUUAAUGGGGCCGAUCCCCCCUGCCCUUUCCAAUUGCACGUAUCUCCAAACUUUGGUGACCUAUUAUAACCACUUGAACGGCCCAAUUCCAUUGGAGUUUGGAAGGCUGUCAGAGCUGCAAGAAGUACUUUUGUGGCAAAAUCAACUCAGUGGAGAAAUGCCCCGCUCAGUGGGGAAUUGGACUCAGCUAGAAACACUGGAGUUGGAGAUCAACCAACUGAGCGGCACAGUGCCUUUGGAAAUUGGUAAAAUGCAGAAGCUGAGAUGGUUAUCUUUGCGGGGAAAUCAUUUUGUGAGUGGAAGCAGCGGUCUGCCUAUUCUAACAAUGCUAACUAAUUGCUCCAGCUUGGAUAAUCUUGAUUUAGCAAACAAUCAUCUCACUGGUGUCUUGCCCACUUCAGUUGGUCGCCUUUCAAAUUCACUCUCUUCUUUAGCUCUGAACUCAAAUGAAAUUGGGGGAAGCAUACCAAAUGAGAUUGGUAACCUGACAAACCUGAGAGAAUUAGCUCCAAGUGUAAACCGAUUCAAUGGGACCAUUCCAUCUGCACUCGGCAAACUUCCAAAUCUGGAAAGAUUAUAUGUGAAGUCAAACAAUUUGCAGGGAAGAAUUCCAAAAAGUUUUGGCCAAUCAAAAAGGCUUGGAUUUUUGACACCGAGUAAGAAUAUGCUUUCAGGACAAAUUCCAGAUAGUCUAGGCGAGCUUCCACAAUUAAGAGACCUUUUUCUUUAUCGCAAUCAACUAUCAGGCAAAAUACCUGCCAGUUUAGGGAAAUGUAAGACAUUGGAGAGGGUGGACUUUUCCCACAACAAACUAACAGGAGACAUACCUCCUGAAGUUGCAGGUCUUCAAAAUAUCGAGUUUUUUUCCAAUGUUUCCAACAAUUUCUUGCAAGGUUCUAUUUUGGAAAUGAGUAAAAUGGUUAUGGUUUUAGCUAUAGAUCUUUCUCAAAACAAUUUCUCGGGUGUCAUUCCUAGUGCACUAGCAAGCUGCAAGGGUUUGGAAUAUCUAAAUCUUUCUUGGAAUGCAUUUAAGGGGCCAAUCCCUGCAUCACUAGCAGAUCUGCAAAAUCUGCAGUACAUGGAUCUUUCUCGCAAUAAUUUGUCAGGUAUGAUACCGGUGACUUUCAAAAAGAUGAAAAUGCUCUGA